GCCGGCAAGAUGGUGGCGCGCCGGAGGAAGCGUGCGGCGCGGGACGCCGAAGAGGGGAUUCCGAGCCCCCCGGGCUACUCAGCCGUUCCGAUCAAGUUCUCCGAGAAGCAAAAGGCUUCCCAUUACCUGUACCUGAGAGAGCACCGAGUUCGAGAAGGCACCAAGUCUUCCUGGCCUCCGAAGAGGACCCUCUUUGUCCUCAAUGUGCCCCCGUACUGCACCGAGGAGUGCCUGGCCCGCCUCCUCUCCCCCUGUGGCCCCGUCCAGUCCGUGGAAUUGCAGGGGAAGCCCGAGCUCACCGAGAGCCCCAAGGAGCCACAGUCCAAGUUCUUUCACCCCAAGCCUGUUCCGGGCUUCCAGGUGGCCUACGUGGUGUUCCAGAAGCCAAAUGGGGUGUCGGCUGCCUUAGCCCUGAAGGGCCCUUUGCUGGUCUCGACAGAGACUCACCCCGUGAAGAGUGGCAUUCACAAGUGGAUCAGUGACUACACAGACUCCGUGCUGGACCCGGAGGCCCUGCGAGUGGAAGUGGACACGUUCAUGGAGGCGUACGACAGGAAGAUGGCCGAGGAGGAAGCUAAGGCCAAGGAGGAGGAAGGGGUCCCGGACGACGAGGGCUGGGUGAAGGUGACGCGCCGUGGCCGGCGGCCCGUGCUGCCCCGGACGGAGGCAGCCAGCCUGCGGGUGCUGGAGAGGGAGAAGCGGAAGCGCGCCCGCAAGGAGCUGCUCAACUUCUACGCCUGGCAGCACCGCGAGACCAAGAUGGAGCAUCUAGCGCAGCUGCGCAAGAAGUUUGAGGAGGACAAGCAGAGGAUUGAGCUGAUGCGGGCCCAGCGCAAAUUCCGUCCCUACUGAGCCGCAAGGACAGGGUGGUGGGGGUGGCCGGCGAGGACACGACGGCCUGGAGGCUUCCAGACUGCCCAGGCCCAGAAGCUUCCCCGUCAGACAGCUCUGAGAGUCAGCCCACAGGCGGCGGGCAAAGGACAGUGCCACCCUAAAUCCUGGUCUUCAGCAGCCCGGAGCUGGGAGCCUGCCCAGCAUGAGGACUUGGCUCUCAGGAGCCACCGGCCCAGGAAGUGGUUCCUUCUGCUCCUGUCUCCUCCCAGAUGUUUGGAUCUUCCGCCAAAAGCUAAGUGUGCGCCAUGUUCUCCCCUUACCCCUCAGUGGCCAAGCCCCUGCACCCGUGAAAGCCUCAGAGGCAGCGAGAGAGAAAAGA
Eptesicus fuscus (big brown bat) is the source of this 1213-nucleotide messenger RNA. RefSeq names its product ribosomal RNA-processing protein 7 homolog A. The transcript is spliced from 7 exons. Bases 10 to 852 code for a protein of 280 amino acids. Gene Ontology annotation, biological process: ribosomal small subunit assembly; rRNA processing. The record is from RefSeq and is a predicted model, not a curated record. Gene Ontology annotation, molecular function: nucleic acid binding. NCBI's taxonomy places the organism in Eukaryota, Metazoa, Chordata, Mammalia, Chiroptera, Vespertilionidae. Gene Ontology annotation, cellular component: CURI complex; UTP-C complex.